GAACCGCCUGUUCCCUUAUUCAAGUCUCUUUUUAGUCUUUACAUCCUCUUAUUAGAUCCAAAUGGCGUCCGACAUCCCCAGGCCACCAACACUCCGCCGGUCAUGCCAAGCCUGCGCGCGCGGCAAACGCCGCUGUGACCAGCGCUGGCCGCGCUGCACCCGAUGCCAGACCCGGAAGAUCGACUGCGAAUACAUCAACAUUCCAUUAACGGUGGGAUCCGACACAGACUCAACAAGUACCGCAACAACAACAAACACCAUCCGAUCAACACUCUCGCCCAAACUCCCUCACAAGAAGCCAAGACAGCACUACCAACUAACCCACUCAAUCCCCCUCCCCCUCCCCCUAGAAAUUACAAAGGGCUACCCCCAACCCAUCAUCGCAUACCUCGUCUCAGGCAUGCGCGCAUACCCAUCCACCUUCGCCCUGAACAUGAAAACCCACUUCAUCCACCCAGACCUAUGGCCCAGUCCAUCUUCUCCCCCUUUACCUAUCAAGGACAUUCACACCCUGUGUAAACUGCACUCCACAUCACCCACCACCACAAACAAAACCAUCAUCCCCCUCCUCAAACAAAAAUCCUCCUCCCUCCUCCGCACCCUCAACCACACCUCCAGCUUCGAGGAAAUGCUAGCUACCGCGCAGGCUCUCCUCCUCGCGCAAUGCAUGCUCAUUCUCUCGGACCCCGACACAAACACAUCAUCACAAGCCUACUCCGAAUCAAUCAGCACUAUGCUCUACAACCUCGGCCAGAAACUGUGGCAACAGGCCCCCAUCCAAUUACCAGGGAGUUUGAGCCCGCGCAGAGCGUGGCUAUUCGCGGAGAGUGUGCGGAGGACGAUCAUUGUGGGGUUCAUGCUAAGGAGCGUGUACUCGCUCAAGAUGCGGAAUUAUUCCGUCCGAACGCCGUUCGUGGACUCGUUGCCGUUUGAUAUGAGGACUGGGUUGUGGGAUCGCGAUGUUGGGGUUGAUGGGAAUGAGGGUGGAGAGUCGCUGGAUGCGAUGGUCUCGUUGCAUCAGUAUUCGGGCAUGUUGGAGAGUGGUGUGGUUCAUGGGAUCUCGGAAUUUGGGGGGUUGAUUCUGGCGGCGUGUAGAGGGAGGGCGGUGCAGGGAUUGCCCUAUCCUUCUGUUACUGCGUAUGCGGGGUACUAAUUUAUUGAACCAUUUCCAUGGUGUCUACUUUUUUUCACUUUACUUGUGACUAAACGGAAAAUGACAAGUAUAAUCACACCAAAAACUGCUUCAACACCGCAUUCAACAUCGCCGUCAUAUCCGCAUAUAAGCUCUGCCUCUUCGUCUCAAACGCCUGAUAGAUAUCAUUCGCCGAUCCCACAGCAAUCUGAUCCUCACCAUUCUGCAACCGGCUCCAAACCUCACCGAUAAACUCAUUCAACGGCAUACCAAUCAAGUGUCCAUCCUUCAAAUCAGGCUGGUGCUUGGCAUCGUGCAGCUCGGUCUGCACCGCGGGCGGGUAGAUCUCGAGCACCUUGACGUUUCCGGGACCCUCAGCGACCUGCGUCCGCAGGGCAAGGAUGAAGUGGUGCAGGGCGGCCUUGGAGGCGCCGUAGUUGGGGCAGCGCAUCAUGGGCACGAGGGCCA
Aspergillus neoniger CBS 115656 is the source of this 1600-nucleotide messenger RNA. RefSeq lists its product as uncharacterized. Bases 62 to 1153 code for a protein of 363 amino acids. Gene Ontology annotation, molecular function: zinc ion binding; DNA-binding transcription factor activity, RNA polymerase II-specific. The record is from RefSeq and is a predicted model, not a curated record. The transcript has 2 exons. Lineage: Eukaryota; Fungi; Ascomycota; Eurotiomycetes; Eurotiales; Aspergillaceae. Gene Ontology annotation, biological process: regulation of DNA-templated transcription.